GUCAAAUGGUAUGACGUCCGGCCCUUAAAGAAAGGAGAAGUUCUUUGUUGAGAAAUCACGCAAAAGAUUUUCCCGAGCCAUUUGGUUGGAUUUUGGAAGUCAGAACCCGCUUUUUGUUGCAUUAGCCGAAAGACGCGUAUGCCAGUGGUGUGAUUGUGCGUGAGUGGAGUUAGUGACAGCGGGAAAUUUGCGAGAUAUCACCUCAAGUGGUUUUUGGUGGACAAAAACUCUGCGUCCAUUGUGAUUUCCUACAGGAACGAAGAGAAGCUGAAAAAAAGGGGAAAGAAAAAGCCGAAGGAAUUCAACGGGAAGGCGUCUCUUUUGGUGGUCACUUCCGCAUUAAACGGGUGGUGUAGCUUUAGACGGGGACCGAGAUGAUUGUCGCAUGCAACUGCCUCAAUAUUGUGAUUGGCAUUUCGGAUGCCGUCCAGGUGCUGGACUCCCAACAAAUUGUCGACUCCAAGGGGGCCGCGGAGAACUUUCUGCAAACCGAAGGGAAGACCGACUUGAGUAUCUUCUUCAGGGAGGCUCUGGGCCCUUUCCAUGCGCAGCAGGUCUCGCUGAAGAAGGAGCAACCUGAUUUAGUGCACGUAAUCAGUUUGGGCAAUUGGUCCAUACAUCAGUGCAUCAACUGUAGGCAUCUCUGUGUUUUUGCUCUACUCGAGAAGGAUGGAGCCAUCAUUUGCAACUCUAAACUUAUGACCAAUCAAGAGGAGAUUAAUGCACUUAAGGCCAGCAACAGCUAUUCCUCCGUCUUUGGUAUUCUAAUGGACCAACAAUUUCCCGAUGAGGAAGUCUUCAAGACCAACAAAUUAUUGCAAAAUCACCCAAAAGUGAAGAACUUGACGCAGCAAUUCCAGCAGCAUCUUCAACGUGAGACAGCAGCUACGGAUGAGCGCAUUCAGCGCUUCACGGAGCACCAAUUUACAUUGCUGAAGAUGUUCCGGGAGCGUACGGAGCAAGAAUUGCAGAUUCUCAUGAGUCUCGUGUGUCGUCUACCGGAGAAUUUGACAUUACUCACGGAUACGCAAACGAGGCAGCAGCAUCAGCAGAUGAGUAGCAACUUGGAGACGCCACCGUCGACGCCGGAUACCCCAAUGACGAUUGGUUCGAGUCCACCGAUGGCUGUUAGGGUGUCAUCCCAGGCGCCGGCGAUGUCGACGUCCUCCUCGGGUGCUAGCUCCCCAAUGCCAAUGCGCGGCGCGAGGCGUCAUUCGGGCAAUCGUACGGCCAUGGAUACGUCAUCGAGGAUGCGACAUAAUGUGGACGCUGACGCGGAAUGCUUCUUCCAGAUUGAGGGCAUGGAGAAUGACAUGGCCACGGGGCCACAGGAUAUGUCUGAUCUCGAUGAAUCAGAUUCGGAAAAUUAUGGGGAUGAUGAUCAGCAGACAAUGUGCAUUCCACGACAAAUGGCAAGACAGGGAAGCUUGAACAUGGCAAAGAGUUUGCCAAUUUCAAUGCCCGCCAUCAUGGAUCGUUCCAUUGAGGAUGACUUUGAUGAUCAACCUGUGGAUGAGAAGGUGGACAUUGCGGCGAGUAUCAAGGCCCUUGCAAAGAGUGUUCAUGGGGAUGCUGUCUUUGGGGAUCUCCCACGGCCGCGUUUCAGUACACAAAUUUAAAAGAAAAAAAAAUCGAAAAGGAUUGAAUUGUCGAUCCCGUUCGAAGGAAGAAAAAAAAAGAAAAGUCUGCGCGGGGUCAUACGCCUUUAAAGCAUCGAGCACCGAAAUUAAUUUUUACAAGUCUUUUUUUUUAAUUUCUUGUUCAAUAUAAAAAAUAUUAUUUUUUCUACUAAAGAGUAAAAGAAGUGAAAAGAUAUAUUAAUGAGCAACCUAUCUCUUAUAGAAUUAUUACUUUUUCAUUUAUAUCUCCAACACAUUUAAUUCUCUUUAUAAAGAAUCUUUUAAAAAUGUUUUUUUUUUACGUGAAAAAAUAACAACUCAAUCAUUUUCUUACAAUUUUGUGUUUUUUUUUAAUUAGCAACUAAAUGAGAUUCACAGAGAUACAUAAAAGAGUUUUUUUUUAUUAAUUUCAUUUAAAAUAAAAAUAAACAAAAUAUAAAUAUCUACUUUGUACCUUUAUUAAUUAAAAUAAUGUAUAAUUACAACUUAUAUUGCUGAACUAGAAUUUAUAUUUUGAAUUUUCUUUAAACAUUUUGUUUUUAAUUUUUUAUUUUUACAAGAUGCGUAAUUUUUUUCUGAAAUAAUUUCCCCAGAAAAGGAAUUUACAAAAAAAAACUGAGAAGAGAGAUAUAAAAUGAAGAAAACAAUUUAAAGAAAAAAGUAAAUCAAGAAAUAAUCCUAAAAUGAGCCUAAGUUUAAUCAAAAUUCUUCCGAUGAAUUAAAAAAAAAAGGAAAUUCAAUUUUUUUUCAUUAUAUAAAGCCAAUUUUCAAGGAACAAAAGUCUGUCAAUUCCAGGAAAACAAACAAUUUUUUAAAAGAAAAGUGAAGAAGAAAAAUAAGAAAAAGAAAAAUCAUCCAUUUGUGCCAUAAGUUUUUUUUUACAAAGAUCCCUUUUUUAAACAAAGAAUAAAAAAUGGCAUCAAGUCUGUUUUAAAACCACCCGAAACUUAAAAGAAUAAAAGGAAAUGGAAGAAUCGCGGCUUUUAUUAUUGAUUUUAUAUACAAAGCUAUAUUGAAGUAAAAUAAGAUCGUUGUGAAGGAUGAUUGCAUUGAUGUAAGCAUAUUAUCGAAUAAAGAAUCUUUACACAAAGAAUAAAAAA
Messenger RNA from Lutzomyia longipalpis, 2719 nucleotides. RefSeq lists its product as uncharacterized. Gene Ontology annotation, biological process: negative regulation of TOR signaling; neurotrophin TRK receptor signaling pathway; negative regulation of protein kinase activity. Gene Ontology annotation, cellular component: cytoplasm. The coding region runs from base 375 to 1619 and encodes 414 amino acids. The record is from RefSeq and is a predicted model, not a curated record. The transcript is spliced from 5 exons. Lineage: Eukaryota; Metazoa; Arthropoda; Insecta; Diptera; Psychodidae.